This is a messenger RNA of Aspergillus clavatus NRRL 1, 1542 nucleotides long. Its product is annotated as allantoate permease family MFS transporter. Gene Ontology annotation, cellular component: plasma membrane. The coding region runs from base 1 to 1542 and encodes 513 amino acids. The record is from RefSeq and is a predicted model, not a curated record. Gene Ontology annotation, biological process: transmembrane transport; dipeptide transport; allantoate transport. Lineage: Eukaryota; Fungi; Ascomycota; Eurotiomycetes; Eurotiales; Aspergillaceae. The transcript is spliced from 7 exons. Gene Ontology annotation, molecular function: dipeptide transmembrane transporter activity; allantoate transmembrane transporter activity.
AUGACCGAGGAGAAGCCAGCACCAGCCGCGAUGGACGUUGAACGGGAUGUGGUGAAGAAGGUCGAUCCGACGUUAGAAAAACAUGCGCAUGACGCAGAUGAGGCGAUGAAGGUGUUUGAGGAACUCCAAGGCGAGAGCAUCACCCUGGACGAGGAAACGAACAAAAGACUGCUGAGAAUUAUUGACUGGCAUAUGAUGCCGAUUAUGUGUUUUGUGUAUGGGUUGAAUUAUCUUGACAAAACUACCUUGUCUUAUGCGAGUGUGAUGGGAAUCAAGAAGGAUAUAAAGCUGGAAGGAGAUGAUUUUCAAUGGCUGGGGAGUUUAUUCUACUUCGGCUAUCUGGCAUGGGAAUAUCCAACCAAUCGACUUCUCCAACUAUUACCCUUAGGAAAAUACUCUGCGACUUGCAUCAUUAUUUGGGGCGCAAUCUUAUGUUGUUUUGCCGCUGUCAACAACUUUUCAGGCGCCAUUGCCAUAAGAUUCUUCCUUGGUGUAUUUGAGGCCUCUGUUACUCCAGGCUUCGCCCUCUUGACCUCUCAAUGGUAUACCAAAGCCGAACAGAGCAGUCGAGUCAAUAUCUGGUUCAGUUUUAAUGGUUGGGGCCAGAUCGUCGGCGGCUUGGUGGCAUACGGCAUUGCAGUGGGAACCAGGAAAAAUGGCUCGGCCAUUGAACCAUGGAAGAUUGUGUUCCUGGUGACAGGCCUGCUCACGAUUACCCUUGGAGUGAUCUUCUUAUGGGUUGUCCCUGACAGCCAGCUGAAUGCACGAUGGUUGAAGAAAGAGGAUCGCAUUCUCGCCGUUGCCCGUGUCAGAGUCAACCAACAGGGUAUUGGAAACAAGCAUUUCAAGCUGUACCAGGUGAAGGAGGCGCUGCUGGAUCCAAUGACCUGGGCCUUCUUCUUAUACGCACUCAUUGCGGACAUUCCCAACGGUGGGAUCACCAACUUUUUCAACCAACUGAUCACCAGCUUCGGCUAUACCGCCGAGGAGAGUCUAUUGUACGGUACUCCCGGCGGCGCAGUCGAAGUGGUAGCGCUCAUUGCGAACGGAUAUCUGGGUCAAAUCACGGGGCAGCGUAUUCUCUACAGCACAGGCGGCCUGGUUACCUCGAUCGUUGGGAUGGUCCUCAUCGUCGCCCUCCCACUAUCGAACAAUGUCGGCCGGCUGAUCGGUUACUACAUGACCCAAGCGAGCCCGACACCUUUCGUGGCACUCCUAUCCCUAAUCUCCUCCAACGUCGCAGGCUACACGAAAAAGACGACAGUGGCAGCGGUGUACUUGAUUGGCUACUGUGCUGGAAAUAUCAUUGGCCCGCAAGUCUUUCGCCCCAAGGACGCUCCCCGCUACGUACCCGCCGAGAUCACGAUCAUCGUCUGCUGGGGAGUGUGUCUGCUUCUACUUCUCGUCAUUUGGUGGUGGUACCGCCGGGAGAACCAGAGAAAGGCUCUUAUCCGGGCGUCGCCGGACUACGUGAGCUUGGAGGAUCAAGCGUUUCUUGAUCUGACGGAUAGAGAAAACCAUGAUUUUGUUUACGCGUUGUAG